Rotaria socialis is the source of this 432-nucleotide messenger RNA. The record is from the annotation of a GenBank genome assembly. Lineage: Eukaryota; Metazoa; Rotifera; Eurotatoria; Philodinida; Philodinidae.
AUGUCAUCAGCAGCGAGAAUUAGUACCAUUGACAUUGAAUCAGAGCCAAGGAUUUCCAUUGAACUUAAUGAUAAGGAAAAAUUUAAUAAACGAUUUAGUUCGAACAAUCAAAAACAAAAGAAUUCAUCUAAAAUUAAGGCAAAAUCUCCAUCAACAUAUGUGUACGAAUUACGAGCGGAGGACAUACGGGAAUAUCGAUUAUGGUCACUUGCUUCGUUAAUUCUAUGUUUUUUUAUCAUUGCACCAAUAAUUGCUUUUUAUUAUAGUCGGCGUAUACGUGAAAUGAAGAAAAACCAAGAAUUAACUCGAGCUCAAUCAUUGUCUUAUCGCGUUCAAAAUUUACUCAUUUUGUCGAAUAUCAUUGGCGCUUUUAUAUGGGUUGCCUUACUUUUUGUCAUCGGUGUACUUUUUGUAAUGGGUGAUUUCCUCUAA